UACUACUAGCACAAUAUACGAUUCUCGUUCUCGAGUCCGUUCGUUAUGCUCGGAUGUAAACUUCGGCUGUUCUCUGUUUAUGGUAUUGAAAGUUGUUGAUUGUGUUGGUGGUAUUAAACUGGAGUGUUACUCUAAAUAAAAAGGAUAACACUCGACAUUGUUUGUUUGACAUUUGAACCAAUUAUGGAAAUGGAAUUAAGAGAAUGAAAAUAUCCUCUUUAUAUAUCAUAAAUUUUAGUUGUGUGCAAUAAGAUUAUUACACUAUUCAAGUGGUUGAAGGACUGCCACCUGUUACUUCAGCUAACAGUUUAAUCAACAGUUUCCUGUGCAAUAAAGCGGGUUGCAUUAUGUACAAAUGCGAGACACUUCACAAUGUAUAGGCCUCCUGAAAACACGAACAGGGUGAAAUCAAUAAAAUCAAAGUUUGAAAAUAUAGAAAAUUCUAAUGGUACCAAAGAAAAUCUAGGCUUUAGAAAUGGAACUAGGGAUAACGUAAUUAUCUCAAAAAGUGACUCAAAGACAGAGUGUAGUGUUGUACCUUUAAAUCUCCAAAGACAGUUAAGUGAUCCAAGCAAAAGAAAUAUAAAACGUACACCCGCUUUCAGGUUGGAUAAAAAUUCUGAUAAAGUUGCGUUUCAACGUUCCAGUGUUUUAAACAAAAGCCAAGACCUCAAACACAUCAUUAAACCUGUGAGUACUACGAAAAUUAAAGAUUGUGAUAAAAUUCUUAAUACCAGUGAAGUGCUUUGUGUUAAGAAAAGUGUGCCUUCUCUCUUGAAAGACAAUAAACCAAUUUUGUUGAAAUCAAAAAGCUCAAUGGAUUUCAAUGUAUUGAGGAAUAAGUUCAAUUCAGCAAACUCUGAUAGUAGUAGCAGUGACAGUAAAGAAUCAUGCCAAAGAAAUGAUAAAUUAGUGAAAAAUGUAUCAGCUUUAUAUACAGAACCUAUUCCUAAGUCUUUAAGAAUGAAAACUUGCGAUAAGACUGUCCCAAAACCAAUAUAUUCAAACUUGGAAGAAGUUUCAUGUGAAAAAAAGCCUUCUGAUAUUAGUGAUAUACACAAAGUUAGUACUUUGAAAAUAAUUGAUAAGCAAGAAAUAAGCAAUAAAAAUAUUGUUAAUACUUCAAGAAGAAAUUCAUUGAGUAAUAAAGUCAAUGUUUUACCUACUAAAUCGGACUGUGCAGAAAAAAAUGAAAAAAGUGAUGCACUGAAUAAAAAUGACAAAGAUGAAUUGACCUCAGCUUUAAAAAAAUUGGACACAUUACUAAAGAUGACAAAAACCAAUAGCUUGAAGAAAGCACAAAUAUCGAAACCUAUUAAACAAGAGCUUGAAAUGACAGAUACCUUGAAAAAUGCUCUCAAAAAACCUUUACCAACUGGUCCAGCCCCUAAAAAACCACCUAGAACCUUUGCUCAUUGCUUACAAGAUUCAAAUGUAGCUGAUACUAAGGGAGGAAGUUUUGAUAAUUUUGAAAAGAACAUAUCUUUCCUGCAUGUUACAAAAAAUGUAGAUAGUGAAGUUAGAGAACCUUUAUGUUUGAAAGAUAAAUCAAAUUUUAAAAGGAAUGAUCCCAAAUAUAUGCUCAACAAAUUAGAAUCUGCUUUGCGGAAUAACAAAUUGAAAACUAGGAGAUCUGCGAAAACUGAUGUUUCAACUACAUCUGGGGAAGAUAGUGAUGAUAGUCUAUUGAAAAACAGUUUGAAUACAAGUGCAACCAGCAAAAAAAGAACUCUUCCUUCUGUACCUGAUAAUUUACCCUUGAAUACUUCAUCCCCUACUUCAAACAACUUAUUAGUUCAAGCGUUGAAUUUCAAUUGUUUGAAUGGCAAUAACUGUGUGUCUUCUCCUUACAAUAAAUUGGAAGAGUCUAAAUCUUCCUUUUUUGUAAGUGUUAAUAAUGAAGAACCUGUGUAUGCUGAGCCCUGGCAGUUUGAAGAAAUUUUUAAACAAAAUAAUGGUUCGAGGCAAAGGAGUGUAUCCAGUGACAGAAACAUAAAAAACAACCGGAACAGCUUAUAUUAUUGGAGUAGUCCAGUGUUGUGUAGCACUCCUUGUUCAAGUAGUUCUAGCAGCAUGAAUCUUUCUUCCAAACAGACAGACGUGCCAUCAUCAGAUCUGAAAUGCAGUUCGGAAAAGGGCCCAUCAUCUGAGAUAUCUUCUCUAUCAUCUUUCACUUCUGAAUCUGCCUCAUCUACACCUAUGGACGAUAUAGAAAAAACAUUUGCAGGAACUGUUAACAUCAGGCAACUCAUUGAUACAUUUGAAACGAAGGCGAAUAUAAAACCAGAGGACACUACUUUAACAACAAAUGAUAAAAAUGAUAUUCCAAACGAAAACUCAAAAAACGUUGAUCUCAAUAAAGUCCACAACGAAAAGAUUCAAGUACCUGAGAAAAUAAAUGACGAAAAUGAAAGUAAUAAAGUCAUAAGUAAGGAAAUGGACGAUAGUUUCGAUCCAAAUGAGACAGGUUCAACCAGCAUUUGGGAAAGAAGUUCGUCUGACAGAAAAAUGUCUACGGAUGAUCCUACUGUGGACAAAUUCAGAACUUAUGUCAGAAAUGUUUCAGUGUACGCGAAAAUCAGGCCUCAGUCGAAGAAAAGUACUUUGUUUGAUUGUUGCCUAAUUGUUGAAUGGAAUGCUGAUGUGAGAAGAAUUAAGUUCAAAUAUCCUUAUAAUGUUGAAGUUCCUCAUAAGAUAGAAGACCUUUGCUUUCCAGACGCAGCCUGUGGUCCUCUAGAUAAAACGUUAAAUGCUCAGUGCUAUUCCUUAGUGAUAACGAAUGAUAAAGGAGAAAGAACUUUUGGCUAUUGCCGCAGAGUGGUACCUGAAGGAAGCAAUAAAUGUCUUCCUAUAGCAUAUUGUAUUUUAAGUAGACAUAAGUCCCCAAGAUUCUACAGAAAAAUUUUGAUUGAAUUAGAAUCUCGACAUGGAAUCUCAGAGAAACAUAGAAAUGACCUACUUGAAGCUUUUUAUUUCAAGAAAUUCCCACAGCCAGGUGAGGAAAUUAGGAUAAAGUUAGUUGAUAGUACAUCAAAUACAGGAUGUGGAAGAAAUAAGGAAAAUUAUGCAAACAUAAUAGAGGAAGAUGAAAGUUGUAUCACUGAUAAUGUUGAUAUCAGAGACAACCGAAAGAGUAAAGAAGUAGAAGAUAGUGUAAAUAGAAAUUCUCUAGAAGAUUCAAUUGAAAGCAGUUUUGUGAUAGUUAAUGAUAACGGAGAUUAUGAAUCAUUAACCAAACGUAAGAAAGAAAUGUCAAACAGCAGUAUUGUAAAUGAAUACAUUCAUUACUAUGACGAAUUUGAUGAAAAUGAAAUAGUAUUGAAUGUCCAUGAGGACCCAAUUUAUGAGAACUCAGACCUGAAAGAUUUGCAUGAGCUUCCAAAUGAAAUCUUACAGAAAAUAUUUGCAUCACUCUUACUAGAAAGAAAAGUAAUACUCAUCAGUUGCCUCUUGAGUAAAUUAUCAUCAUGUGUUGAAGCUUUACAAACUAUCAUUUAUCCAUUCACCUGGCCCCAUUCAUUCAUACCAGUGCUGCCACAAUCUUUAUGGGAAUUUGUCGAGGCCCCAACACCAAUCAUUUGUGGUAUACUUUCAGUUGAAGUCCUGAAUAAGCAUGAUAUUGAACAUGGCAUUGUGGUAGAUUUGGACGAAAAAUGUAUAUGGAAAGAAGAGGGCGAUGAAGACAAAGCCCUUAGUACAUCAAUGCUCAAAGCAUGGCGAAAAAGUCUUGCUCUAGCCAAAACAGUGCCAGUCGACGAAGAUAAACAUUCUUUUCGCCUAACAGAUGCUUACAUACAUAUGUUUGCUGUGGUAUUAAAGAAUUACAAAGACUAUAUUGUUAAUGGCAAUUUUCAGAAAGAGGCAUUCAUAAGAUCAUACAAGAGUAAAGGUGUGAGGAGAUUUCUGAAGUGGUUUACGGACACAAGCAUGUUUCUCACAUUUGUGGACAAUGUGAUAACAAAGUCGCAGGAUUUUGAACAGUUUGAUAAAAAAAUCGCCUCUUUUACUUCUGAGACUUCUGGAUUGAAUCUGGAUAAACUAUUAGACUGGAAAUUUUGACUUAUUACUUUUGAUAUUAGCAUUAGUUCAAUGAAUGAAAGAUAUUUUUUUACUUCAAUAGUUUGAUUUUAACAGUACCUUUGAUAAUCAAAGGUUUUCUUUUAAAUAAGCAGCUUUAAAGUGCAGAUAUAUUGUUAUAUUUGUUAUUAAAUGUAUUUUUGAAUGAAA
This is a messenger RNA of Harmonia axyridis, 4227 nucleotides long. RefSeq lists its product as uncharacterized. The record is from RefSeq and is a predicted model, not a curated record. The transcript is spliced from 9 exons. Lineage: Eukaryota; Metazoa; Arthropoda; Insecta; Coleoptera; Coccinellidae. Bases 373 to 4059 code for a protein of 1228 amino acids.